GUACGAGGAACCGGGAUACCCUUCUGAUGUCGUAGGCCGCCAUCGAAUUAAACUCCACCCUUCUUAUCCUGAUCGACCGAGGCGCCCCGAGUUUCCUGGUCUCUGGAAUCGGAAACGAUGCCGGGAAUCGGACCCUUUUACGAGCCAUCGUGCUCCCAGUUACUCGACUAUUCGUUACACCACCUACCUUUCAUCGUCAAUUUGCCUACCGAGGAAACACCUUCGACCCGGCUUCGUUUCCUUCCACCUGCUGUAUCCAUCUCGGCUCGAUGACUAUGCGGGAUAAAAUACAAGUGUACUCGUUCGUGGAGAAAGUGCCGUAGGUCGAUUCUUCGAACCAUGGAUGGAAAUUUGACGAACGUUUGGACGGGGAACCUGACUGCCAUGCUGCAUCAGCUACCCUGUAACGACAGCUUAAUUAGUUGCAUGGAUCAAUGCGCGAUCGACUUGGACUUUGAUCAUCUGUGCACCAUCGACAAGGUCACCCUUUCAUCCUCGAUGACCCUGUUGUGCAGACCGUGCGAUUAUUCCGAUUGCGACGUGAAUGUUUCAUUGGUGGUCGGUGGUUUGGAGAGCAUCGAGGGGUUGUUCUUGUCGAGGAUACCGAGGUUCAGGGAAUGCAACGGGACGAAUCUGGAAGAUCAGAUCCUCGAGUGCACUCCGUCGGAGAACUCGACGACGGAGGAUCUCUCGGUCUCCUGCACCCAUCGCUCGAAAUGGAGUUCGACAAAUAAGAGUCGCCGUUUCGACUGGGGCUUCCUGUUCGUCGCGGUGUUCAUCGUGGCAGGUGGUUUGGGGAAUAUCCUCGUCUGCCUGGCCGUAGGUCUGGACAGAAGAUUGCACAACGUUACCAAUUACUUCCUUCUGUCGUUGGCUGUUGCUGAUCUGCUCGUCAGCCUGUUCGUGAUGCCUCUGGGCGCGAUACCGGGAUUCUUAGGGUACUGGCCAUUCGGGGUGCUUUGGUGCAACGUUUACGUGACCUGCGACGUGUUGGCGUGUUCAGCGAGCAUCAUGCACAUGUGUUUCAUCUCGCUGGGUCGUUAUUUGGGCAUCCGGAACCCGCUGAGAACACGGCACACCUCGACGAAACGAAUGGUCGGUUUCAAGAUCGCGGCUGUUUGGCUGCUCGCCAUGUUGGUCUCCAGUUCCAUUACGGUAUUAGGUAUAAUCAAUCCGUUGAAUAUAAUGCCACGACCUGGUACGUGCGUGAUCAACAACAGAGCUUUCUUCGUGUUCGGUUCCCUGAUCGCCUUCUACAUCCCCAUGAUCGUGAUGGUAGCCACGUAUGUGCUGACGGUGCAACUUUUGCGACAGAAAGCUCGUUUCGUCGCCGAACACCCUGAAAGAGAUCAAUUCCGAAGACUAGGUGGUAGAUACUCCUCGACCAAGACGUCGACAACCGGAACCACUACUACAGCCUCGUUAUCCACUCGACACGCGUGGAGAACUUCCGGUACCGGUCUUGGAAGCGAAAGAUGCAAGGGUGCAAGAACGGGCAAGCAGCAACCGCAGUUGAAUUUCACUGUGAACGGGGCGGGCAGCCCGACCGGAAGCACCGUCGGGACGAAACAGGGCUCGAAAGUGGAUCAGGCCACUCAAACGCCGGAGAACAUUGCCCGGGAAACAAGAAACUUCACUCUAAGAGCUUUGAAGCUGCAAUUGAACGUCACGCCUACCACCCUCAAUCUCAGGUUUCUGGCUGGGAGAACCAAGAGAAGAUCCAUGGCCGCGAAUGCUGUGGCCACGGAACAGAAAGCUAGUAAAGUUUUGGGUUUGGUUUUCUUCACGUUCGUCUUGUGUUGGGCGCCGUUCUUCCUUUUGAACAUCUUCUUCGCCGCUUGUCCCGAGUGCUCGGUGCCGGUCCACGUGGUCGACACGUGUCUCUGGCUCGGUUACGUGUCAUCCACCAUCAAUCCAGUCAUUUACACCAUCUUUAACAAGACCUUCAGAGCUGCGUUUAUUCGAUUGCUGAAAUGCAAGUGUUCCAGAUCAGCAAGACCGACUAGAUAUCGUUCGGUGACAGAAGGUGGCCGCAACACUAUGAGUCUGUGCACGCCAACAGCGCUUCCACUGGCCAUUAGUCUUCAGGGUACGCCGUUGUUGACCCCGACGUCGAAUCCUUCGGCUACACCGGCUUCAGGAAGCUCGUACAUGACGAUGAUGCAUCGCACACCCAGCUCCCUAUACCGUGACACCUUCCAUCAAGUCGAGCAUGAUCAGAAUUGUUGAAGAGUCCUCAGCUCCUGUGAACAAACAUUACUGAAGUAUUAGUUAUGGAGAAAUAUAAAUGAACAUAUUCCUGGUUCAAUGUUAAAUUUGGUUUUGGUAGUCGUGCAAACGUGUGGCUACUUUUAAAUAGAAAAAAAGUGAAGAGAUGUUGGAGUAAUGGUAAUUGUAAUAAGCGUACUGUUUCUGUUCUUCCCAGCAAAAAAAGAAAACACCUGUAGUCCCGAAUUGCAGAGAGAAAAUUUUUAUAGUUUAAUGAACUAUAAACCAAAGAUUAUUAUUAAGUCGAAACCACGAUCCUGUAGCAAAGUGACUGUUAUAAAAAAGAAGAAACUUAGACGUAAAAGUUUGCGAUUGCAUGAAAUAAAAACCAAAGAAUAGCGGAUACUAUUUCCCAUCGUGAAAUCAUGUUGAACUUUCCUCGCUAACCAUCCGAAAUGUACUAUUGUCUGUGAUAUCGACGAAACAAUCCCCUGCGUUUAUUAACGAUUGUCUGUCAUGGUGUAAAUUAUUAAACAAUCAUACAACAUUAUACAGAAAAAUGAUACACGUUGAUACAUACAGUAUAUGAAAUAAAAUAGUAAUUUAAAGAUAUAAUUGCAAACAAUGGCCUAUUCCUAUCCC
Osmia bicornis bicornis is the source of this 2850-nucleotide messenger RNA. RefSeq names its product 5-hydroxytryptamine receptor 2B (gene 5-HT2A). Gene Ontology annotation, biological process: G protein-coupled receptor signaling pathway, coupled to cyclic nucleotide second messenger; chemical synaptic transmission; serotonin receptor signaling pathway. Bases 340 to 2229 code for a protein of 629 amino acids. The transcript has 7 exons. Gene Ontology annotation, cellular component: membrane; dendrite. Lineage: Eukaryota; Metazoa; Arthropoda; Insecta; Hymenoptera; Megachilidae. Gene Ontology annotation, molecular function: serotonin binding; G protein-coupled serotonin receptor activity; neurotransmitter receptor activity. The record is from RefSeq and is a predicted model, not a curated record.